This is a messenger RNA of Peronospora belbahrii, 687 nucleotides long. The record is from the annotation of a GenBank genome assembly. Lineage: Eukaryota; Oomycota; Peronosporomycetes; Peronosporales; Peronosporaceae.
AUGCCUUCCAAUGUAAAUUGGCUGGUGGUAGCGCGCUUCUUCGCCGACGCUUUAGAGCACGGCGGAGAGGCGCAACUACGUCGUUACAAAGGGCAGUUAAAGGCAUCAAGCUGGGACACUCCGAUGGAACGAUUUGAUCACGAUUUUGGAUUCGCACGGGCGUCGCUACAUCUGCGGCUUGCGCACCUAGCCGAAUUAUUGACGCCGACCAGGGGACGGGCGCCGAAGACAUUAUUGCCUGAACGGCCAGUGUUGAGGAUGACGACGGAUUCACAUACGACAGAACAUUUACGUACAGUGCACUUGAUGCGACCAGUCGCAUCGACAGAUUCUACGUGCCACAAGCCUGAACGUCAGCAGUGGCAGUGUGUGUCAGUAGUAGAGCCGCCCACCUACCCUCCGACCACCAACGGCAAAAUUGCUGGACGAGCUCGUAGCAGCGGAAGUCGGCCAGUCGAAACGCACUUGAUGACGAGAAAGGAGCCGUUGGAAGUUACGGUGGAAGAGGAUUGCGAGGAGCACCUCUUCGGUGGGGCAACGGCUCGAACGGACAAUGGAGCAGCUUCGGUGGAAAUCCAGGCGAAUUUUCAAGCGGAAGAAGGUUCAUCCAUUACAGCCAUCCGUCGCAUUAACGGUGCCGACUUUAUGCUGGAGAUAUCACUGGUAGGUAGGUUCGCUUUAGAAUAG